Molecule: messenger RNA, 1969 nt
Organism: Maniola jurtina (meadow brown)
Lineage: Eukaryota; Metazoa; Arthropoda; Insecta; Lepidoptera; Nymphalidae
Product: juvenile hormone esterase-like
Exons: 4
Coding region: 260-1828 (522 amino acids)
Source: RefSeq, a predicted model, not a curated record
ACUUCUCAACUUCACGUUCUAUACCAGUCAGCAUUCUCAUUAGUGCACUAAUCAUUUUAAACCGAGCAUUAAUUUACAUAGAAUAUUUUUUAAUAUAGUUUUAUUGUAGAGUAGAUUAGACGGUUUAGACCCCUUCCAAAUCUAAGUUACCCCGCUUCUAUCUUAGACUGCAUCAUCACUUAGGUACCAAAAACCAACCACCACGUGAGAUCGCAAUCAAAGGCUACCGUUAAAUCAAUAAAAAGUAACCGAAUGAAAUAUGACUAUAGCAGAAUGUAAACAAGGCACUUUAAGAGGUGUUGUUGUAAAGAAUAACGAUGUGACAUACGUUGCUUUUAAAGGAAUACCGUACGCAAAGCCCCCGCUUGGUUUAUUAAGAUUUAAGGCUCCUGAACCCCCAGAACCUUGGCAAGGCGUGCGGGACGCCACGAAGCAUGGGCCGGUAUGCCCCCAAUAUAACGAACGUCUACAGCGUCUAGAAUCCGGUAGCGAAGACUGUCUGUACCUCAAUGUUUAUACCACAACACUCACACCAUCUCGACCGUUGCCAGUCAUGGCAUGGAUUCAUGGCGGCGCUUUCUACACUGGCUCCGGAAAUUCGGAUUAUUAUGGACCUGAAUUUUUCAUGAAACAUGAAAUGAUUCUCGUAACAUUUAAUUACAGAUUAGAAGUCCUCGGUUUCCUUUGCCUCGAUAAUAAAGACGUACCUGGUAAUGCUGGUUUAAAAGAUCAAGUUGCUGCUUUAAAAUGGAUAAAAAAUAACAUAGCCGCAUUCGGAGGUGACCCUAAUAAUAUUACAAUUUUCGGCUGCAGUGCUGGCGCUGCGUCUACGUCUUAUCAUCUUUUAUCAAAAAUGAGCCACGGUUUAUUUAACAAAGCCAUUUGCCAAAGCGGUGUUUGCCUUAAUGAAUGGGCAUACAGUCUAAACGGUCUCGAUCGGGCAUUUCAAUUAGGAAAAUUCUUGGGUAAAGAUACGAAGGACCAAAAUGAAUUGGUACAUUUUUUAAGAAAUGUUCCGGUACAAUCUCUGGUUAAUGUAAAAUUACCUUCACUAGAGCUUGGUAAUAAAGAUUUGGUAGACGGUAUUGUAUUUGCUCCUGUGAUUGAAAAAUCAAAUCUAGAAGUCGAAAAUUUUAUAACCGAAGAACCACCGGAAUUGGUUAAAAAAGGACGAAUUUUCAAAGUACCCAUUAUUUUAGGGUAUACAUCGGGCGAAGGAAUAGAGUUAGGAAGGAAUUUUCCUGCAACUUUAAACUUUCUAUUGAAAACAGGCGUCGUUGUACCGAGGGAACUGAAAUUUAAAUUUAAUAAAGAGAAACAGGAAGAAGUAGAUAAAAAAAUUCGGAAUUUCUACUUUAGGGGGAUCGAUUUAAAUGAAAAUAUGCUUCAAGAAGUGAUAAAUCUCGAAACGGAUAGAUUGUUUGCAUACAAUAUAUUUAGAUUUGGGCGCUACCACAGUCAUUAUACAGGUAUGCCUGUUUAUAUUUACAAGUUUACUGCAGAAACAGAAAGAAACUAUACGAAGAAGUUUUAUAAGAUGGAUACAGUGCCCGGAGUUUGUCACGCGGACGAUUUGCCUUACUUCUUCAACAUAACAUGUUUGGAUAUUCCGUUGACUGAAGACUCGAAGUCUAUUAUAGAACAAUUAGUGCAGCUGUGGUUUCAAUUCGCUGCCACUGGGAAUCCUACGUCACAAAGUACACUAGAGUGGAAACCCUUUACAAAUAAUGAACGAUACUGUCUUGUAAUUGAUAGAGAUCUUAAGUGUGAUUUAGAUAUCGAUGCUGUAAAUAUCGAUUUUUGGGAUGAGAUAUAUGCUGAUAAAUGAUACAAUUAUGGUUAACGGUGAACAGAACAAUCAUCUAUAAGCGAUCUUCACGAUGCAUUUUAUCCAAAUUGCCACUUAAAAGAGUUUUUUUUAGCACUUUGGUGGUAUUGAUGAGAUUUUAAUAUUAUAUGUAUAAACAUA